GCAGCAAUGGAAGAUCUAGAUGCCUGACAAACGAUUAGGAUAUGCAAAUAAGAAGACAAUUGAAGAUGUGAUGAAGGAAGAACUAGUGAUUGGAAUGAAAAAGAGUGACGUUGAGAAAAAACAGUGUGAACCGUGCGUAGAGGGAAAGAUGUGCAAGAAAACGCACCCGAGACUAGAAGGAAGAAAAACGAGAAAGAAAAUGGGUCUUUGGCAUAUAGACUUAAUUGGGCCGAUAAAACGGUUAUCACGUGGAGAACUACUGAAGGAAAAGGGAGACGCAGCAGAUCAAUUGAAGAAAUUGAUAUUACUGAAAGAAAAUCAAACUGGACAAAAAUUAAAAAUUAAAAAUUAAAAGCUUUGAGAUCGGAUAACG
This is a messenger RNA of Dinoponera quadriceps, 373 nucleotides long. RefSeq lists its product as uncharacterized. The transcript has 2 exons. Lineage: Eukaryota; Metazoa; Arthropoda; Insecta; Hymenoptera; Formicidae. The coding region runs from base 20 to 352 and encodes 110 amino acids. The record is from RefSeq and is a predicted model, not a curated record.